Messenger RNA from Erinaceus europaeus (western European hedgehog), 2633 nucleotides. It is a transcript of the gene IL20RB, whose product is annotated as interleukin 20 receptor subunit beta. Gene Ontology annotation, molecular function: interleukin-20 binding. NCBI's taxonomy places the organism in Eukaryota, Metazoa, Chordata, Mammalia, Eulipotyphla, Erinaceidae. The record is from RefSeq and is a predicted model, not a curated record.
UUUUUUUUCCUCCAGGAUUAUCACUGGGGGUCAGUGCCAGCACUAUAAACCCACCGCUCCUGGAUGCCACUUUGGUUUUUUCAUUUUAUUUAAUAGGACAGAGAGAAAAGACAGGGAGAGAGAAAAAUAUUGACACUUGCAGACCUGCUUCACCACUUAUGAAGUGACCUCUCUGCAGGUGCAGAGCUGGGGGCUCAAAACAGGAUGCUUGCAAGAGUCCUUGAGCUUCGUACUAUAUGAGCUUAACCCAGUGUGCCACCACCCGAUCCCCUCUCCCCAUUAGUUUUUUAAAAGAGAGGCAGAGAGAAUAGCACCAAAGCUUCAUUCAAUAGACCUUGCAUAUAGCAAUGUACCACACUAUGCAGAUGAACCGUUUUGCUGGCUCAAAAGAUUUUAAUUUUUUAAGAUUCUCUGCUUUAUCUGAAAUGGAUCUAUGUUAGCAAGUGAGCCAAUCAAGCCCCAGCUUGAAUGAACUCACACGAUGGAGACGUGGGGGAAAGGAUAGCUAUUUGAUGAAAGCAUAAGAUAGCUUAGACCGGGCCCUGCCAGAGGAAACUUUAUGGACAUUCAGGCAGUCCCAGGACAGAACCUGUGAUCCAGGCAUCUCUCUGAGUCAGAUAAUCAAGCUCCUCAGACUUAUCUUUUCUCUGAAAUUCUCCUAAGUCACUCCUCCUUCUGAUGCAAUAUCUGUGUUUGGGCAGAAGGAAGUUGCUAGCUUGCCCAUCCCUUCUGAGCUGUCUGGACUGGCUCCUCUUUCUGGAGUAGUUCUGACAGCAGCUUCGAUCUCAACUCCAACAUCUGUGUUUGGAAGCAAGAAUGGACAGAAUGUUUCAUUCUGGAAGGAAGCUGUGUUCCAGCUCAAGCUGAGUCUGUUAAACAGAGACCUCACCAUGGUCCUAGAAGAAAUCUCAGCAAGUCUUAUCUUGUGGCUUUUCUACACUUUGAUUCCAAGCUUACACUCAGACAGAGUGGCCAUUCUCCCUGCCCCCCAGAACCUCUCUGUCCAGUCCAUCAACAUGAAGCAUCUCCUGAUGUGGAUCCCAGUGAGCGUGGCUGAGAAAGGACUCUACUACACUGUGGAAUACCAGGGAGAAUAUGAGUGCCUGUACAGGAGCGACACCUGUAUCCCCAGUAGCUGGUGCUCACCAACCCCAAAUCCUGAGUGUGACAUCACUGUCACUGUGUCCUACAGCCUCCGUGUCUGGGCUACUGUGGGCUCACAAAGCUCAGCCUGGAGCACCUUGAAGUACCUCUUUAGCCGAAACUCAACCAUCCUCACAGCACCUGGGAUGCAGGUCACCAUGGACGGCCUCCACUUGCUGGUGGUUCUGGAAGACCUGGGGCCCCAGUUUGAGUUCCUCGUGGCCUCCUGGAGGAGGGAGCCAGGGACCAAGGAAUAUGCCACCCUGGUGCCCACUGGGGGCGUACCAAUGCUCUUGGAGACCAUGGAGCCAGGGACCACCUACUGUGUGAAGGCCCAGGCAUUUGUAAAGGCCAUUGGGCGGUAUAGUGCCUUCAGCCAGGUCAAGUGUGUCAAGGCUCCAGGAGAGGCCCUCCCGCAGGUGCUGGCCCUGUUAGCCUUUGUCAGCUUCAUGCUGCUCCUGGUGGUUGUGCCACUGUCCCUUUGGAAGGUAGGCCAGCUGAUCCGCUACUCCUGUUGUCCAGCCGUGCGGCUUCCGGACACCUUGGAAGUCACCAGCUUCCCACAGAAGCUGAUCAGCUGUGGAAAGGAAGAGGAGACCUGUGUAGUGUGGAUCCUGCCUUCUGAAGCGCCUUCCCGGGAGCUGAAUCUCACUGACAGAGAGCCAGCACAGUGGAGGUUAAGACCCUGGACCCCAGGAUCCAGCAGCCCUGAAGGGAAGACUCUCUGUGCUCCUCCAGGGACCCAGGGUGAGGGAAGGAAGAAGAGAGCUGCCCCCAGUGCCUGGCAGACUAUGGGGAUAUGAACCUAAUUAGCAUAUGGAUGAGAAUGUAAUUAGCAUAUGACUGACAUCAUACUAUGGACUUAUGCAAACCCACAAGGGAUUGUGGGUGUGUCAGAGGCUUUUAAAGCAAGUGGUUGCCAGAAAUAGCUGUCCCUCUUCCUGUGUCCUCUUGCUGCCUGCUCGCUCUGCACCGCAACCUUGCCGCUUCUCCUAGGACCUGAGCACAUGGAGCUGAGCUGUGGUAACUAACUUGUGUACUCACAGCCUGGGCCAUAAUGACUAACCUAUCUCUGCCCUGUUGCCUAUUUUGCUGUACCUAAAUAACCACAAUGUAAUAAAUACCCCAUUUGUUUAAACCACAACUGUCAGGAAAUUGUGAGGAUGUGGUUGAGCUCAGCAGGGCUCACAAAGCACCCUGUAUUCCUGAUACUAUAGUCUAUCCACAUAAUCAUCGUUUUGCCUGAAAGAUCCGUACCCAUUUCAUUCCUUUGAUCUAUCUUCUUUCUACCCUCAAGACCCUCCAUGCCUGCAGGGUAGUAUUAAUCCUAAAACCCUCACAACAGUUGCUAAGGAAGUUUCUACCUUCCUAGCCCCAAUUUUUCCUUUCUCUGCCCCUUUCCUAGUCAUUUCCAUUUCCGACUUGCCACUUCCAGGUCUUCCCUUUAAAAGCCUUGGCUCUCUGAUCAAUAAAGAAUUGCAUUGCCUCGC